UAGAAAUUAGCCUGCACCUUCCCCCAUCAACCCAAAUCUUCUCUCAACGACGCAAAUCGCCAUCUGCGAAUACGAAAUAUCCCCCACAUCCCCUACCAUCCCUCUCUCAACAUCCAAGGCCCACAAAUUGUCUAAAAUAACCUCCCCCUUCCCCGGCACAUCUCCACGUGCUUAUCAGCCGCUUCCCCCUCCCACCACAGCACGCAACCACACGCCUUCGUAUGUACGCACGCAUCUACUAUAAAACCCACAUCACGAUACGAACCAAAACACGCAGUUUUUCUCGCUCACCGCUGUCCUUUCCCCCCUCUGCAACUCCUAACUACCAAACCUACGGUAUCGCGAACACGAGGAAACGAGAAGCUGAGGCUGAAAAGAUCUACGCACCGCGUCGUCGCCGCGCAUGCAUCGUUUCCUUUCCUUUCACCCUUUCUCUCCCCACUCGGCAGUUCGGAUCGCCACUGAAUGAACAACCAGAGUCGUGCAUGAUGAUACUGUUACUACUAAUACUACUACACUACGAGGUACUAUGAAGGUUGAGUCGAUGCCAAGGAUCGCUCGCCAACGCAGGAUGCUGCUGGGGUACUGUCGUACUCGUGUUCGUAAAACCUACUGCAC
Messenger RNA from Aaosphaeria arxii CBS 175.79, 618 nucleotides. RefSeq lists its product as uncharacterized. The record is from RefSeq and is a predicted model, not a curated record. The transcript has a single exon. NCBI's taxonomy places the organism in Eukaryota, Fungi, Ascomycota, Dothideomycetes, Pleosporales. The coding region runs from base 222 to 533 and encodes 103 amino acids.